This is a messenger RNA of Chlorocebus sabaeus (green monkey), 3413 nucleotides long. The record is from RefSeq and is a predicted model, not a curated record. Lineage: Eukaryota; Metazoa; Chordata; Mammalia; Primates; Cercopithecidae.
GCGCCUAUGCCCGGCAGGUACUGUGCCUUUUGGAUUUUCCAAUGAAUGAAAUGAGUAUUUCUUGAGUGUUGACCCUGUGACCCCCUGGCACCGUGUCAUGUGCUGGUUAUGCACACACGAUAUUCUGUUUCAUCCCCGGACGGCUCCAUUAGGUGAAUGCCAAUAUUAUCACAUCUUACGUAAGAGGACACUGAGGCUCAGAGAGGCAAAGUCACUGUCACUGGUGCACCCAGCUAGUGGGGGCUAGGGUGGGUGUGGAGGGGCCAGAAGCUUCCCAAUAAGUGCCUGAAGGGCAAGGCUGGGGCAUUUGUAGGUCGAGGCUGUGCCACUGUGUCUAGGUCAGACCUAGGAAUGCCGCAGGUGUUGCAUAAAUGCUCAUCAGUCCAGGCUGGACUGCUUAUGCCCAACUAAGUGCCUAGCCUGCUCUGGGUGACCUCACAGCCUGCAUUCUUUGCCCUACACCUGUUGUGGGAAAGCGUGCUCCCAGCGUGCUAUAAAUCCUCACAUUCAUAGCUAACCAUGUGACCCCAGUUCUGGGCCAGCAAAGAUGAUCCGGAAGACUUAGGGCUCUGGCCUUUCCCACCGCAUGACUACUGACUCCACCCCCUGGACUUGGAGGGCUCUAGGACCCAGCAACCUGUGGAGGGUGGAGAGUGUGUGAGGUCCUGACCUCCAGGUGCCUCCCCUCUUUUCCUCCCCCCAUUCCCUCUUGUCUCUCCUCCCUCCCUUUCUCUCCCUUCUCCUCCCCUCUCUUUAUUCUUCCUCUUCCUUUGGCUCCCCGCCUCUGCUUCCCCCCUCUCCUGUCCUUUCCCAUCCCCUCCCGCUUCAGCCCCCAUCCCGCUCCUCCCACCCCGGUGGUCACAUGGGGGCGCCGCCGGAUUUAAGCUUAAUCUGCCUGGUGCUCAGCACAGCAGCCUGGCUGUGGCGUGUGCUGACUGAGCUAGUCUUGGGGUCCUGGGGAAGGGGGCUGAAGGAGUGCCCACAGCCUCCCCCCUAUGAGCUUGGGGCUGGCGGGGGCACAGAAGGUGGAGCUGACGCUAGAGACGGUUAUCCAGACACUGGAGAGCAGCGUCCUGUGCCAGGAGAAGGGCUUGGGCACGCGGGACCUGGCCCAGGACGCUCAGACCACCAGCCUGCUUGCCCGCAUCAGGGAAAUUGUCACCCACAACCUCUCCCGGCCUGAGAGCCCAGUCCCGCUGCCAGCCACGGAGAUGGCAUCGCUGCUGUCGCUGCAGGAGGAGAACCAGCUGCUGCAGCAGGAGCUAUCCCGCGUGGAGGACCUGCUGGCACAGAGCUGUGCCGAGCGCAAUGAACUCGCCAUUAAGUACAACGCGGUCAGCGAGAGGGUGGGUGCCGCCUAGGUGGUGGGCGAGGCCAGGGCUCCCCCGGUUUGAGGGCAUGGAGGCAUCUAGACCAGGCCCACACAUGGGGCAAAAGAUGGGCCCUGGUGUCAGGUUGGCCUGGGCUUGGAUUGAGGCUCUGCCACCUUGAGUGGCGUUGAACAAAUCACUACAUUCUUCAAGCCUGUUUUCUGUAGUGGGGAUUGUAAUGGGACGUGGAGUUGUGUGAAUAAUAGGAAAUAGUAGAAUAAAGUUCCUGGCAUAGGGGCAUUUUGUUCCCAUCUGUCCCAGGCCUGUUAGGGGUUCGGGACACAGAGAACGAGAUCCCUAGAGAUUCCUGCCUCUUGAGUUUCUGGGCAUCUCCCUGUGCUACCAUUGCCACGGGCCUUGGGGCUGAGGCGGUGGCUGGAUGCUGGCUCAAGGCUGGUGUGGCCACCCGCAGUGUUCUGCAGGCCAUCUGGGGCAGCCACAGGACCUGCCGCCACUGCCUAUUGGAAUGGGUUCCAGGCAGGGAAGGAAGGAGAAGCAGGCCUGUCUUCAUGUCCAGGCAGGUUUCACAUCACCCGUGCUGCAGGCUUGUGGGGGUCCCACGGCCUGGGGUGGGAGCUGGGGGUGAGCCGGUGCCAGGGGUGUGGGAUGCUGUUGAUGCACUGUCUGCUUUGGGCCUCCAGGUGGCCGGGAGGUGACUCUGGAAAGUUGGUGGUGGCUGAAGAUUGGUAAGGGAGUUACAAGUGGGACCGAGUGUAUGUGUACAGAUGGGAGGCAUGCAGGUGGCAAUAACAUAUUAAUAGUAGCUACUGUUUAUUGAGUGCCUAGUACGUUGCAGGCACGGGCUGAGUGUUUAACAUUUAAUACACCAAGUUCGGGACCAUUAUGAUGCCCAUUUAACAAAGGAGAAAACAGAAGCUCAGGGAGGGGAAGCACCAUGCUGGGGGCACACAGCCAGUUAAGGCUAGACACCAGGUCUUCCAGCUCGCAGCCCCAGUGCUCUGUUUGGUUUCUAGACUAACGCAGUCUAGAACCAAAGUUCUAAAGUUUUGUUUCCUACGUACAGGAAGAGACACUGGGCUAGGGAUUUCAGGGCACAGCUGGCCCCUGCAACGCUGGAAGGGACCCAGAGAGGCAGGGGCUGGCCCAGGGUCCCCUGUGUGGUAGUGGCAGAGCUAGGGUUGGCGUGGGACCCCUAAGCUGGGCUUGUCCAGGCUGGAGCCCGCACUGGGAGGAGGGUGUGUGUUCCUGUAUGUGACUGUGGGGCGUGUCCGUGUCCUGGGAUUUGUCUGGCUGGACAAACCCCCGACGAGUUGGGACUUGUAGAGGAGCCGGGUAGGCGGCCCGCAGUGGCCCCUAGCAUCAGGUCAGUGGAGAGCUAGUUUUCCCAGGGUCUGCAGCCGGUGUGUAGGGCAUGCUGGCCCCAGUCUUGCAUUGUCAGUGGUGAUGGGGCCCUGAGCCAGCCCUCCCUUUUCUUUUGGCCCGUGCAUGGCACAGUGCCACACCCCCAGGGCCUGCCUCUUAAAUGCCACCUUCUGAAGCUAGCCCUGCCCCCAGUUGGCAGGGAAGGGAAGAGGUGGGAGGUGACAGGUUCCUCCUCUGCUGGGACACAGCAGCUGGGGCUGGGACUGCAGCACAGGGGGUCUGGGUUAGUGUGGAAAGCUCCCUCCUGUGGCUAGGGGGGCCCCAAAUGGCACGCAGAGGGUGCCCGCUGCUUCAGUUGUCCUCUAUCCACCAUGGUUUGAAUGAGGCCUCACCUGGAGGGAGGGGUGGAACAGGAAUGACUGCAAAGGCCUUUCCUGGAGGGUGGGUCCCCAGAGAACUUCAGAGCCUGGAGAUCACCUUAUCACAGAUAGGGAAAGUAAGUCCUGGAGAGGGGGCAUGAUAGGCCCAAGGUCAGUGGUGGUGCUGGGAUGAGACCCUUGGUCCAGGGCUCUGCAGUUGGGCAACAUUCUUUCCCUGCCACCCCCUUUUCCCCAUGGCCACAGGUGGCAAGUGCCUGCCCCUGCGGCCCUCACUGGCAUGGUGGGCUGGGUUGGGGGGCAGUCAGUGAGAUUGUUCUGAUCUUUCCAACCCUGCAGCACC